Messenger RNA from Aspergillus alliaceus, 1482 nucleotides. It is a transcript of the gene glkA, whose product is annotated as glucokinase glkA. Gene Ontology annotation, cellular component: cytosol; mitochondrion. Gene Ontology annotation, biological process: glycolytic process; glucose 6-phosphate metabolic process; intracellular glucose homeostasis. Bases 1 to 1482 code for a protein of 493 amino acids. The record is from RefSeq and is a predicted model, not a curated record. Gene Ontology annotation, molecular function: D-glucose binding; mannokinase activity; fructokinase activity. Lineage: Eukaryota; Fungi; Ascomycota; Eurotiomycetes; Eurotiales; Aspergillaceae. The transcript has 2 exons.
AUGUCUCCCGCCUUGCUGGACGAAGCGGCGCGGAUUGCCCGCCAGUUCGACUUCCCCGCCGAGGGGGUCCAGCGCGGGGUGAAAGAGUACAUCCGUGAGAUGGAUGAAGGAUUGAGCAAGGAGGGUACAACUUUGAGCCAAAUCCCCACAUUCGUCACCUCAGUACCAAAUGGCACAGAGAAGGGAUUGUACCUAGCCGUAGAUCUUGGCGGUACCAACUUUCGCGUGUGUUCAGUGGACCUACAUGGCGAUACCACCUUUUCUCUCACACAGUCUAAAAUCAUGAUCCCUCGUGAAUUGAUGGCUUCCGGAACCUCCAAGGACCUUUUCCAUUUUCUGGCUCGUCAGAUCGAAGCUUUCCUACGUAUUCACCAUAACGAACACUUCGAAGCUCAUCUCAAACGUCGACAUGAAGGGAAAGGCGAAGAGGAACUAUUUGAUCUGGGCUUCACAUUCAGCUUCCCCGUGCGCCAGGUGGGCAUUAACAAGGGAACCCUCAUUCGCUGGACGAAGGGCUUCAACAUUCCCGAUGCCGUAGGCCACGAUGUCUGCGCUCUGCUGCAAAGUGCUCUCGAUGAUCUGGAACUCCCCGUGCGUGUGGCCGCUCUGGUUAAUGAUACAGUUGGGACCCUGAUGGCCCGUUCAUACACCUCUCCCGGUGAAACGGGAACCUUCCUCGGUGCCAUUUUCGGUACGGGUACCAACGGCGCUUACGUCGAGAAGCUCGACAAGAUCACCAAGAUGGCCACCAUCGAACACUCCGACUAUGACAAGACAACUGGCGAAAUGAUUAUUAACGCCGAAUGGGGCAGCUUCGAUAACCACUUGAGCGUCUUGCCCAACACUGUCUAUGAUCAACAGCUGGAUGAAGAGAGUAACAACCCUGGAAUCCAGAUGUUCGAAAAGCGAGUCUCGGGAAUGUUCCUCGGUGAGAUUCUGCGCCGUGUCUUAAUAGAUUUGCACUGUAACGAGUCUCUUGGUCUGUUCAAAUCCAGCGCCUCGUCCAAUGUUGUUGUCCCAGAAAACUCCAACCUCUUCCGCCAGUGGGGCCUUGAUACCAGCCUUCUGAGUUUGGUCGAAGCCGACAGCAGUGAAAGCAUGGAGCCCACCAAGACGGCUUUGAAGGAUCACUUGAAGAUCGAACGGGCCAGCAUCACGGAUUGCAAAGCUGUUAAGACAAUCGUGCACGCCAUUGGCAAGCGUGCUGCCCGUCUGAGUGCCGUGCCUCUUGCUGCCACCCUCAUCUCUACCAAGAAACUGGAGACCGAUGAUCUGGUGGACAUUGGUGUCGACGGAAGCUUGGUCGAAUUCUACCCUAACUUUGAGGGAUACAUACGCGAUGCUUUACGCGAAGUGCCCGAGGUGGGCGCUGCCGGUGACAAGAAGGUGCGCAUUGGUAUCUCGAAGGAUGGUAGCGGUGUCGGUGCGGCUUUGAUUGCCCUCGUAGCUAGUAAGGAAGAAGCCAGGACCAAGGCCCAGUAG